Messenger RNA from Xylaria bambusicola, 2525 nucleotides. RefSeq names its product major facilitator superfamily domain-containing protein. Gene Ontology annotation, molecular function: transmembrane transporter activity. Gene Ontology annotation, cellular component: membrane. Gene Ontology annotation, biological process: transmembrane transport. Lineage: Eukaryota; Fungi; Ascomycota; Sordariomycetes; Xylariales; Xylariaceae. Bases 652 to 2256 code for a protein of 534 amino acids. The record is from RefSeq and is a predicted model, not a curated record. The transcript is spliced from 11 exons.
GAAUGGGGUCAUCGCAGCGCCAUCUCCACGCUAGACAUAGGAGAUACCACAACGAAUGGUAGUGAAGCAGGCGGUAACCUCGCAACAUCUGGUGAUUCUCACCGGCGCUAGACUACAGCCGGGAAGGCUGUUGCUGGGCUAUUAUGUAAUUAUCGCCCUCGUGUGAUUGCAAUAGUAUUAGUUACGUUCAUCUAGCUGGGCCUAUCUCCAACUCACAAGGGAGUUGGGGGAGGCACUUAGAGCGAGGAGAUAUAUAGUUCGGGGUCUCCGUCUGGAGUAAUUCUUAUCCCCAUUUUCCCGCUAAUUGGCGCUGAUCUGUUAGUUUGAGUCUGUUUUCCUGUAGUGCUGGUCACUAUCGCUGAGCGACAUUGUUCAUGAUAGGUGACUGGUGGAAGGGAGACGAGUUCGGCUAGAGCUCGUGAAGGAAACCCGAGCGAAGCGGUCUAGCUAGGUACAACCAGCCCUGCCAGACCUUGCAACUUGGGGGUCACAUUGGGCAAUAAAACCUGUCUCUCCCUCUCGUUUGUAUAACUCCACUCGCAUCUCUUCGUCGACGUUGCGAGAAAUCUGCGGGCAAUCUACCUAGUGUCCAAUUCGCACCCAUUUUGUACAUCGCCAGAUAGAAAAGGCAGCUUCUAUAUUCUGCGACUAAUGGAGAAACCGGGGGAUGGACCUGCGCCGCCCAAGGUCGCAAAUGAUGACAUGGUCGCCGAUUCGAGCCAUAUCUCGGACGUGGGACGAGCAUCGUCCUCCCACGACGACGCCAAAUCCGUCCACGUUGUCGACACGAGCGGAAAUGUCGCCGACGUGCAGCAAGCUGUGGCGAGAGGGUUGCAACCUCCAGAGAUCAUUAUGCGCUUGACGCCCGAGGAGCGCAUCAAGCUCGAAAAGCACCUCGUCAGAAAAAUCGAUUGGCGCUUGCUCCCCAUGAUUAUCAUUAUGUAUAUCUUGAAUUACAUUGACCGAAACAACAUCGCCGCUGCGAAAUUGGCCGGUUUGCCGGAGGAUCUCAACUUGAAAGGGGCCGAGUUCCAGACGGCCGUCAGUAUUCUCUUCGUUGGUUACUUGCUGAUGCAAGUUCCUUCGAAUUUAUUCUUGAACAAAAUUGGAUUGCCUGGUAUCUACUUGCCGGCUUGUAUGGCAGUUUGGGGCGUCAUUUCAGCAUCUACAGCAGCAGUAACAAACUUUGGCGGUCUACUCGCGGUACGAUUCUUCUUGGGUUUCGUUGAAGCUGUGUACUUUCCUGGAUGUUUGUACUACCUCAGCUGCUGGUACACGAGAAAAGAACUCGGUCUACGCACUGCUCUUCUAUACUCGGGUGCACUUAUUUCCGGUGCAUUUUCGGGCUUGAUCGCAGCGGCCGUCAAGGCAAACCUUGACGGCGCAAGAGGCUAUGGUGCCUGGCAAUGGCUCUUCAUCAUCGAGGGUGUCAUCACCGUAGCCGUGGCAUUCAUCGCACUCCCCAUUCUGCCUAACUUUCCACGGACAACAAAGUGGCUCACCGAGGAAGAGAGAGCUCUUGCGAUCUGGCGGCUGGAAGAAGACGUGGGUGAGGAUGACUGGGCUGGUGGAGAGCAGUCUAUGUGGGAGGGCGCCAAGCUCGCAUUUACUGAUAUCAAAACUUAUGUCUUGCUGUUAUUGCUUCUCGGUAUUGUGUCAUCUGGUGGUGUGACGAACUUCUUGCCUGCAGUUGUCAAGACUCUGGGAUAUCCCCCGGUCGAGACUCUUCUAUUGACAAGUCCUCCGUACGUCCUCUGCGUUGUCACCUCCUCUCUCAAUGCGUGGCAUGCGGAUAGGACCGGUGAGAGAUUCUGGCAUAUCACGGGCUCGCUGUGCGUUGCUCUCGUGGGUUUCAUUAUUGCCGCAACCACAUCGGGCAUUGGACCACGUUACUUUGCUAUCAUUAUCAUGAUCCCGGGAGUGUACGGCGCCUUCGUGGUAUCACUGGCCUGGAUUAGCAACACUAUGCCUCGACCCCCUGCCAAGCGUGCUGCUGCCCUGUCCUUUAUCAACGCUGUAUCUAAUGCUACCAGUAUCUACGUCAGCUAUCUAUAUCAAGACUGGAUGGCGCCUCAAUAUGUCAUCGCGUUCGGUGUCAACAGCGGGACCACUGUGCUCUCCAUCGCAGCGGCUCUCACUCUAAGGAUCAUGCUCACGAGGCUCAACAAGAAGCUUGAUCAGGGUAUUCAUGUCGAGGGUGCGAUUAACGCAUUACCGGGACAGGCGGCUGCUCACGGAUUCAGGUUCAAGGUAUAGAGAGGUUAUCAACGGGAAUGUUAAACUGAUAAGUCGUAACCCAUACAUAGCGAGAAUAGUAUUGCACUCGCAGUUCCUUUCCAACAGAGCAGGAAUGAAAGAAAUAACCGUUCUAUGACUCUUAGUUCCCAUACGUAAAUCACCGGCUUACCUACUAGUAGCUAGGCACAUCGCCUCAUACGAGCACACUUGUCUUUCAGUUUUGGGUUGCUGUUGAGGACGACUAAAUGCGAACAAAAGUUGAACCAAGGUAACGCCGCCGUGCAUAC